This is a messenger RNA of Daucus carota subsp. sativus, 1551 nucleotides long. RefSeq names its product S-adenosylmethionine synthase 2. NCBI's taxonomy places the organism in Eukaryota, Viridiplantae, Streptophyta, Magnoliopsida, Apiales, Apiaceae. Gene Ontology annotation, cellular component: cytosol. Gene Ontology annotation, biological process: S-adenosylmethionine biosynthetic process. Gene Ontology annotation, molecular function: ATP binding; methionine adenosyltransferase activity. The transcript has 2 exons. Bases 141 to 1316 code for a protein of 391 amino acids. The record is from RefSeq and is a predicted model, not a curated record.
GGAUCUGUGAAUUGGGCUAUAAAUAUCACCCUCUCCUCGCCUUCAAAUCUUGCCCAGCACAACUACAGCCCACCCACCGGACCUUUCUUUGUGGAGAUAUCUUUACAUUACUCCCCCUCUUUCUCUCUCUCUACAAAGAAAUGGAGACCUUUUUGUUUACUUCUGAGUCUGUGAAUGAGGGACACCCCGACAAGCUCUGUGACCAGAUCUCGGAUGCGGUCCUUGAUGCCUGUUUGUUGCAGGAUCCUGAUAGCAAGGUUGCUUGUGAGACGUGCACAAAGACUAAUAUGGUUAUGGUGUUUGGUGAGAUUACCACCAAGGCGACUGUGGAUUAUGAGAAGAUUGUGCGGGACACUUGCCGUGAAAUUGGAUUUGUUUCUGAUGAUGUGGGUUUGGAUGCUGAUAACUGUAAGGUGCUUGUUAACAUUGAGCAACAGAGUCCUGAUAUUGCUCAGGGUGUCCAUGGUCAUUUGACUAAGAAGCCUGAGGAGAUCGGUGCUGGUGAUCAGGGGCAUAUGUUUGGUUAUGCUACUGAUGAGACCCCGGAGCUGAUGCCGCUUAGCCAUGUUCUUGCUACCAAGUUGGGGGCUCGCUUGACUGAGGUUCGCAAGAAUGGGACUUGUGCGUGGUUGAGGCCUGAUGGUAAGACCCAAGUGACUGUUGAGUACCAGAAUGAUCAUGGUGCUAUGGUACCUAUCCGUGUGCACACUAUUCUGAUCUCGACUCAGCAUGACGAGACUGUUACCAAUGAUGAGAUUGCUGCUGAUCUGAAGGAGCAUGUCAUUAAGCCUGUUGUUCCGGAGAAUUAUCUGGAUGAAAAGACCAUCUUUCACUUGAACCCAUCUGGUCGCUUUGUUAUUGGUGGACCCCAUGGUGAUGCUGGUUUAACUGGACGCAAGAUCAUCAUUGACACCUAUGGAGGAUGGGGUGCACAUGGUGGCGGUGCCUUCUCUGGCAAAGACCCGACUAAGGUGGACAGGAGUGGUGCCUACAUUGUCAGGCAAGCUGCAAAGAGUAUCGUGGCUAACGGGCUUGCACGUAGGUGCAUUGUGCAGGUUUCAUACGCCAUUGGUGUUCCAGAGCCUCUAUCCGUCUUCGUAGACACAUAUGGAACUGGAAAGAUCCCUGACAGAGAGAUUCUGAAGAUUGUGAAGGAGACCUUUGACUUCAGGCCCGGAAUGAUCUCUAUCAAUCUUGAUCUCAAGAGAGGUGGUAAUGGUAGGUUCUUGAAGACUGCUGCCUAUGGCCAUUUCGGAAGAGACGACCCUGACUUCACAUGGGAAGUGGUGAAGCCACUCAAGUGGGAGAAAGCCUAAGAUAGAAUUAUAAUUUGGAGAAACAAAAGUUUGGUUUUUUCAUCUGCUGCUGCCUGCUGGUGCUGCUGCUAGUUAUUAGUAUUUUCCUUUUGGCCUAUUAUCUAAAUGUUUGUUUUGCCUUAUUUGAACUGUUUCAUGUGGUUUUUCAUGGAAGGAUUUUAACUUUUGAUGUUCUUAGAGAAAGUGGGGAUUUUAAUGAUGCUAUACAGAGUUGAAGUUAUUAUUUGUCUCUUCC